This is a messenger RNA of Neurospora tetrasperma FGSC 2508, 3744 nucleotides long. RefSeq lists its product as uncharacterized. The record is from RefSeq and is a predicted model, not a curated record. Gene Ontology annotation, molecular function: potassium:chloride symporter activity. The transcript is spliced from 3 exons. The coding region runs from base 1 to 3744 and encodes 1247 amino acids. Gene Ontology annotation, biological process: potassium ion homeostasis; cell volume homeostasis; potassium ion import across plasma membrane. Gene Ontology annotation, cellular component: membrane. NCBI's taxonomy places the organism in Eukaryota, Fungi, Ascomycota, Sordariomycetes, Sordariales, Sordariaceae.
AUGGAUCACGAACAUCAGAGCAGGAGGCAUAAACUGGGCGUCGUCUCCGGCGUCUACAUCCCAGUAUGCCUCAAUAUCCUCAGUAUCCUCAUGUUCUUGAGGUUCGGCUCCAUCUUGGGUCAGAUUGGUCUACUUGGCAUGCUUGGACUUCUCUUCAUUGCAUACUCGGUUGAUUUUGUCACUACUCUGUCUCUAUCUGCCAUUGCCUCCAAUGGCGAGGUCAAGGGAGGUGGUGCCUAUUAUCUCAUCUCCAGGUCCCUUGGCCCCGAGUUUGGAGGCUCCAUCGGCAUCCUGUUCUAUCUGGCGCAGGUCUUGAACACCGCACUCAACGUCGUCGGUCUCAUCGACUGCCUGAGGCUGAAUUUGGGACCUGUCAUGGCUCAGGGGUAUUGGUGGACCUACCUAUUCGAGACAGGAGCGUUGUUGGUAUGCACUCUACUGUGCCUGGCUGGCAGCGCCAUGUUUGCAAAGGCGAGCAAUGCCUUGUUAGCCAUCAUGGUCAUCUCCAUCCUGAGCAUUCCCGUCUCGGCCAUCUUCCUGCCGUCAUUCAAUGACCCGGUCAGUGGCAUCGAGUUCACAGGCGUCAGUCUCACCACUUUGCGAUCCAACCUGUGGCCGCAUUUUGCAGGUGAUGAGUUCAAUGGAGCUGGCACCUUUAGGGAUCUCUUCGGCAUCCUGUUCCCGGCAACUUCGGGUAUCUUUGCUGGCGCGUCCAUGUCGGGUGAUUUGCGAAACCCCAGCAAGGACAUUCCUCGCGGAACUCUCUGGGCCAUGUUGUCAACUCUCAUCUCGUACGUCCUGGUCAUCAUCUCGCUGGCCUCGAGUACGACACACGGCACGUUUCUGCGAAAUACCAACGUUAUCCAGGAGACAAAUGUUUGGCCUCCAAUCAUCUUUGCCGGAGAGUUUGCAACAUGCUUCUUCUCGGCUUUGAUGGGAGUGAUAGGCUCUGCCAAACUCAUGCAGGCAUUGGCUAGAGACAAACUGGUUCCUGGUAUUUCCAUCUUUGGAAAAGGCACCAAGAAGACUGAUGAGCCCUUGCUCGCUAUCUUCUUAACGUACAUCGUUGCUCAGUUUGCCAUGUUCGCGAACCUGAACCAGAUUGCAACCUUCAUCUCCAUGGGAUACCAAAUGACUUUCUUCGUCAUGAACCUCGCUUGCUUCCUGCUCAAGAUUGGCUCCGCCCCCAAUUUCCGCCCAGGCUUCAAGUUCUUCAGCUGGCAGACUGCCUUCGCCGGUAGUGUGCUUUCAGCGGCUGCCAUGUUCUUCAUCGACGAGACAUAUGCUACCACUGCCGUCUCACUGCUCGUUACUCUGUUCCUGCUAAUUCACUAUCUGAGUCCGCCCAAGCGCUGGGGCGAUGUAUCACAAAACUUGAUCUACCACCAAGUCCGAAAAUACUUGUUGAGGCUUAAACCAGAGCACAUCAAAUUCUGGCGGCCGCAGAUCAUCCUACUCAUCAACAACCCGAGAAAGCAAACCCGCCUCAUUCAGUUCUGCAACUCGAUGAAGAAGGGCGGAUUGUACAUCCUCGGCCAUGUCAUCGUCACCGAUGAUUUCUCCGCGGGAGUUACCGAGGCAAAGCUCCAACAAGCGGCGUGGACAAAGUACAUCUCGGAGUUCUCGAGGAUCAAGGCUUUUGUUCAGCUCACCAUGUCACCGACCAUCACUUGGGGCGUGAGGAACCUGAUCCUCUCGGCAGGCCUGGGUGGUAUGCGGCCCAACAUUGCCGUUAUUGGCUUCUACAACCUGGACGACCUGCGGCGUUCCCGGCCAACACUGCGUAUAUCCCACCAGGCGCCAACGUCACAUGCUAAGAGUCCGCAGACUACUGAAACUAAACAACCCGUGAGGCAGCGAAAGAGAGGCGAUACUUCGGCUAGGUUGAUGGAAGGAUUCUUGCCCACUGACGUGAUCAGGACCGAGGAGAUGAUGUCGGUUAUUGAUUAUCUUACUAUUCUCGAGGACCUGGCUUUGCGAUAUCGUCUGAAUGUGGCGGUUGGUAAAGGGUUUGAGACCCUGGAGACACCGAGGAAAGAUGGGAGUAACACCAAGAAGUACAUUGAUCUUUGGCCCAUCCAGAUGUCGGCGGAGCUCUCCGCGGACGGUAGGAAUGUUCUGACCACCAACUUUGAUACAUACACUCUCAUCUUGCAGCUGGGUUAUAUCCUCGAUACUGUCCCCGCUUGGAAGAAGGUUUACCAAGUUCGUGUUUUGGUGUUCGUUGAAUACGAAAGCGAGGUUGAAGAGGAAAGAGGACGAGUCAAGGCUCUCCUUGAAAAGCUAAGGAUCGAAGCCGAGGUGCUGGUCUUCUGGCUGGCCUCUGGUGAUCUCGGUACAUACGAGGCCAUCAUUCACGGGCGUUUCCGAGAUCAAAAAACGGAGAAACUGGUCAAUGAUUGUCUAGUGGGCCAAGAAUGGUGGGAAGAACUUCAGAAGAUCCGGGGAACCCAUGAAGAGACCUCACAGCCCGACAUAAGUUCCGUAUUGAACAUCGUUGAGUCGACUUCGGGACGACCGGGGUUGUACAAUCCACACAGCGAGCUCCCUGAUCCGCGCGAUAGGAGGCGCGCCAGCUGGGCGCCACUGGCUGAUUUUCCCAAGAAGCCCACAGUCUCACAGUUGGUUCGGCUGGGUGUCAGCAUGGGAAUACACACUCAGAACCUUGCGGCGAAUGUGCUGGACAGCUCAGAAAUGGACCUUGACGGCGAGAGCGACAGCGACAGCAGCUCAUCUAGCGGUACAUUGGAUGGAGAUUUCAAUGAUGCUGCAAGUGUUGCAAAUAAUGGCGGCCUUGAAGCACUUGAACCGUCGCGAGUUCCUCUAUUGGGAGCCACUAGACGAAUGAGUCACGGAGACCUCUUCGAUCGCUUGAAGAAGCCUUGGAAGGAUAGGAGAUCGCGGAAGGCAGGAGGACCAUCUGCACAGCAAUCUUAUGGCGCAGUGUCUCAGGAUACCGGGCAUAGUCGCAAUAAUGGUUCAGAAGGCAGGUCUAGCAAGAGGGACGAUUUUCUGAGCGUGGGCACGGAGCGAUCAUCCCACACGACAACGCCAACACUGUCGCGACAAAACUCAUCAAUCUUAAAAAGCUCUACCGCCAGAAAGUUCACCAGCUCACUGGUCCCGGAAACAAGGAUAACCAGUGAUGACACAGGACCACAGAUUAUGUUUGCAGAAGAUCAGGCUCGCCCCGGGAUAUCACGUCGGUCCACACCGGGGACCGCUGCACUUCUUUCAAGCAAACAAGCCGCCAGAAAUACAAUUGAUGACGACAAUGGAGGAGGUCCUAGAACGGUCUGCUUUGUUGAGCCACGCUACGAUGGGGCUUCAUCGUCCCCAGACAAGUCAAGAGCAAACUCCCCGGCAAGGACUGGAACUGGCAGCGGCAGUGGUGAUGUCCUGCUUGAUAUACCCGAGCUCCUCUCUUCAUACAGACUUCAGCAUCAGCAGCAACAGGACGAUGAUGCCGCUGAAGCUGGCUCGAGCUAUUCUACCCAAGGGCUUCCGCUCUCCUUUAACGACCUCCCAAGCCGGGCGCAGCAUCUGAUUUUGAACGAGCUGAUGCGGCAGAAUAGCGCGGACACGGCAGUCCUCUUUACCACGCUCCCGGUACCUGAGGAAAACACUUGUCAAAGUGAGGAGGCAAGUUUGACGUACCUGUCCGAUGUUGAGGUGCUUUGCAAUGGGUUACCGCCCAUGUUGCUGGUUUUGAGUAACAAUAUGACGGUUACUGUAAGCCUCUGA